Messenger RNA from Aureobasidium subglaciale EXF-2481, 3951 nucleotides. RefSeq lists its product as uncharacterized. Gene Ontology annotation, molecular function: protein binding; phosphatidylinositol-4,5-bisphosphate 5-phosphatase activity. Gene Ontology annotation, biological process: phosphatidylinositol dephosphorylation. Lineage: Eukaryota; Fungi; Ascomycota; Dothideomycetes; Dothideales; Saccotheciaceae. The record is from RefSeq and is a predicted model, not a curated record. The coding region runs from base 320 to 3823 and encodes 1167 amino acids. The transcript is spliced from 3 exons.
ACGGUAAUUACGAAUUACGACGAGAGCCAGCUUGCGGCAUUGAAGCCUGCCAACCAAACAACACGACAUAUCCAUACACGACCCAUUCGCUCAACUCCGCUCCUACCGCUCUAUCCUCCUUAUUGCCACGCGAUUCACGCCAUCCCUCUACAUCCAUCUUGCGGCGCGCAAUCCGUCCUGCAUCCUGUCAACCUCGUCCAAGCCCGUCACUGGACCAGCAAGCCCGUGGCGCCCAGCCUCGACCUGACCAUGAACCAUCGCCAAACCAGACAGUCAUAGCUAGCGACAACAACAUUGACUUACCACCAACUUGGCCGCCAUGGCCAACGACGACCAGGUCAAGGAUGAAUCGUCCAUCAAGCCUGUGUCGUCGCUUCGCUCGCGCUUUGAGAACAUGACCACCCAGCGACAACCCGUCCAAUCUACGCCUCCGCCCAGCGUACGCAGGUCUCUCGAUCUUCCUCGUCCUCUUGUGCGCGCUGAACCGGCGUCCACCAACCCAACACAAGCGCUGAACAAAGCGAAGCCUCCUCCGCCAAAACCACGUCCUGUCUCGACAGCCUACCCGUUGACUCCUCGUCACUCUCCCCCUACUGUCAGCGUACAAUCUCCCGCCUCCCCACCUAGAGAUCUGAACCUCCGUGUCACAAAUGCGACCCCUUCAAAGUCUCCUCCUACGUCCACUUUGUCAACUCCAGGCUCGACAAAUGCCUCUCCGGCAGGCUCUAUUCGUCACUUUCGCACUCCAAGCCGAGUGACCACUCCUGCGUUAGAGGCUCGUAUGUCGGCUUUCCUGCAUGCCUCAUCAGAAACAUUGCUGGACAGUAAGCCUCAAUCGAACGGCGAUCAAGGACCAAAGAGCCCAAACUUCGGAGGACCUCCGCCUGUCAAUCGUGCUGGGAAACCAAAGCUGGGUAGUUCGGCUUCUGCUAGUGUCGAGAGCCUCGCGCCCUUGAAAUCAAACAGAACUGGAAACAGCCACGUCUCGCCUUUCGGCACGCCUCCAAGCAGUUCUGAAAGUACUCCCCAUGCCGAGCAAGUCGUCCCUUCUGUACCCUUCGACUCGAAACCAAGGAAUCAGUCUACUUCUCACGGUUACUUUGCUGGCGUGGUGGCUCCCCGACUCGCUCCCGUACAAUCUCGAAACCCUUCUCCCAAACCUCUGAGCCGCUCAUACGACUCUUCCUCGUUUCAUCCUUCCCGACUUCAACAAAUACCUCAGAGAGGCCCGAUCGCAGUACAAGAUGGUACCAACGAGGAGGAUGCGCCGACACUGCCGCCUCGUCCCGAGCGCGAGAUGCAUUCUGGACGUACCAGCCCUACACGCUUCAACAACAGGAUACCUGCCCGCCAAUCCCUGGAUAUUCCACGCCGGACGAGUGCCGCUGCCGCUAAUACAGACAGCGCCAUGAUGCCUCCGCCACGUCGUACCCAGCCAGCUCCGCUUCAAACGUCCGCGAGUGCACUAUCACAAGGCUUUGACAGGAGACGUUCGGUCACGCCUGCUGCUACUCCUUCAACUAGCAAACCUCCACCUCCUGCUAUUCCGGCACCUCGUCGUUCAGUUGACACCCGUCGUGAAGACUUCAAAACCGUUCCAUCCACUCCUCUGUUGACGGAUCGGGGCGACGACGUCGAAGAUGCUCCUGUCAAUUAUCCUGGUGGUAACCCUCAAGACUUUCCGGAUGCAUCGCAAGCAAAUAGACGCCCUCCGCGAUUCAAGAGCCGUCCUUGGGAAAUUCACACAGGAUACGACACUCGUACUUUUGCAGUAUGUGGAGACUUGGUGUGCACGACGGGCUACAUUACGCGUGUAUGGAGUCUGCGCACCGGCGAGUCGUCUCUAACCCUGUCCCAUGGCGAUAACGUUAAAGUCACUGCAUUGGCCUUCGCGCCAACAGCCGAUGCGGAGAACGAAGGGCGGCGACUCUGGCUUGGAACGAACAUUGGCGAGAUUCAUGAGGUUGACAUCCCUAGUCAAUCCAUUGUACACACCAAGUCCAAUGCACAUCCGAGACGAGAAAUACUCAGGAUUUUCCGCCACGCUUCAGAGCUAUGGUCUCUAGAUGACGAUGGCAAGCUCAAUGUUUGGUCGCCGGGGUCCGCAGGUAUGCCUAGUCUGGAUACUAUACCCACUACCUUCAGGGCUAUGCGAGGUCAUUCUUGCUCGGUCAUUGUCGGUGGACACCUCUGGCUUGCCGCAGGUAAAGAAAUCAGAGUGUUCAAACCAAGUGCAGCUACAGAAGCUGCUUUCAACGUCUUGCCGAAGCCUUUGUUAGUUGAAGGCGCAGGCGACAUAACUGCUGGUGCUAUCAUACCCAGCAAACCAAGUCUGGUUUACUUCGGUCAUUCUGAUGGCAAAGUUUCUGUCUACCAACACCGCGACUUCAAGUGUGUUGGUGUAUAUAGCAUCAGUCCGUAUAAGAUCAGUUCUCUGGCAGGUGCCGGAGACUAUCUUUGGGCUGGAUAUACUGCCGGCACGAUAUUCGUAUACGACACAUCCGCCACGCCCUGGCGAGUCAUGAAAGACUGGGUCGCACACGACAAUCCCAUCUGCAGUAUCCUCACAGACACACAAAGUAUAUGGAAGAUGGACAAUCGCUUGCAAGUCGUGAGUCUCGGCCUUGAUAAUACCAUCAGGCUAUGGGAUGGCAUGCUACGCGAGGACUGGCUGGAGACCAAGAUGCAACAGAGCGAUAAUGAAUUCUGCUCCUUCGAGGAAAUCACUGCCGGAGUGCUUACAUGGAAUGCUGGCGCCGUGAAGCCUAAUCACCUCAAGGGUAGUGAGAAAGAUGCUGCCUUCUUUAGGGACUAUUUUUCCUCGAACGCUCCUCCAGACAUCCUCAUUUUCGGUUUCCAGGAACUGGUAGAUCUGGAGAACAAGAAAGUCACAGCUAAGAGCUUUUUCAAGAGCAGGAAGAAGGAUCCUACAGAGCAAGAGCACAUGUCGCAUCAAUACAGAGCCUGGCGAGAUCAUCUCACUAGAUGCAUUGAAGAUUACAUGCCGGCCACACAGGGUUACACUCUGUUACACACGUCUAGCAUGGUUGGUCUCUUCAGCUGCGUCUUCGUCAAGACAUUUAUUCGAGGUCGCAUCAAGCAAGUGCAUACCGCAGAAGUGAAGCGUGGCAUGGGCGGUCUGCAUGGAAACAAGGGAGCUUUGAUCAUCCGCAUGAUUCUGGACGACAGUUCGUUGUGUCUUGUGAAUUGCCAUCUUGCUGCCGGUCAGACGCAAACACUCCACCGUAAUAAUGACAUUGCCGCAAUUCUCGAAGCAGAAUGCCUUCCGGUUGCCGCUGUUAGCAACACGGCUGGCACUUUUGUUGGCGGUGGUGAUGGCAGCAUGAUCUUGGACCACGAGAUCUGUGUCUUGAAUGGAGAUCUCAACUAUCGCAUUGAUGCGAUGCCGCGUGAUACGGUCGUGCGCGCUGUUAACGACAGGAACUUGGCGAAACUGCUUGAACGUGAUCAACUUCUACUGUCACGCAGAAAGAACCCAGCGUUUAGACUACGCGUGUUCCAGGAAAUGCCCAUCACAUUUGCGCCGACGUAUAAAUACAACGUGGGUACCGAUGACUAUGACACGAGCGAGAAGAAGCGAGCGCCCGCAUGGUGCGACAGGGUACUCUACCGAGGCAUGGGCAGGGUGAAAUGCGAGGAUUACAGACGAUGGGAGGUCAGAGUCAGCGAUCAUAGGCCAGUGAGCGCACGAUUGAAGAUCCGCAUCAAGAAGGUCGAUGACCAAAGGCGGGUCGCGGCAUGGAGUCGGCGGGAGAAGGAAUUCGAAAAGUACAGUGAACGGAUCGCAGGCGAGGCCAAGUAAGUCGUUCAUUGUAAUUGAUGUCGCGUGUGCACUUGAAACUGACGUUCUUGACAGGCUGGACUACCUGACGAACAUCCUAGGGCUCCCACGAAAAGAAGCAUUGAAUCUAUUGAAAGGAUGAUCGAUCG